CCGGAGUACAUUUACGAUUAACUAAAUUACAAUAAACCUAGAAGUUACAGAAUAAAACCAUGAACGAGAGCGAAAAGGAAGAAACCAAGCGGGUUACUGACCGCAGCCCAUCUCCAGGAGUGAAAUCCACCGCGGUGGUCAAGUACACGGCGUUCCAGACGCCCGUCAGCUAUGCUCAGCUCCAGUGCAACACGGAUAUCAACCUACCUCCCACCAAUUGGGGUGGGAUAGAUACAUAUGGCCUGAAACAGAUCCUAACCGGAGGGACUGGUUUGUCUAGUUUCAGAAUGGCGCACAUGUUCCCCGACUGCGUGGGCGAGGUGGAUGUGAUCUCCGACGCCGAGUGCAUCAAGAAGCUGCUGAAGCUGCCCUACCAACCCAACGGCACUGUGAGUAUGAUGGCGCAUCGCGUGGAGAACACCCUGCUUCUUGACGACUUCGAUGUCUACGAUUACCUCAUGAAGUCGGAGUGGGCGUGGCUGAAGGACUUCUUCUAUGAGAAUGUGCUGAAGACUAUGACUGAGAAGGAGCGCAUGAAGCUAUUAGCUCCGCGGCCGAGCUCGGCGCUGACGCAGAAGUUCCUGUCGCACAGCGUCGCGGCGCGCCCGCAGCCGCCGCCCGUGACCAGUACGCACACGCCGAUGUUGACCGGACCAUUCCUCCCCGAGCCGGAAACUCGUCCGGAAGAACCGACUAACGAACAGAGUUACAAUCGCAACGUGCUGUGGACAUUCGAGGACAUACGCAUGCUCAUCGGCAGCAACCUGCCCAUCUUCGGUGACGAGGACCGGCCCUGCAUCAGUCUCAGACUCAGAGACGCUAGGGAACCUAUCAACGUGUUGACAGGUAUAGACUACUGGUUGGACAACUUGAUGUGCAACGUCCCCGAAGUGCUAAUGUGCUAUCACCUCGACGGGAUAGUCCAGAAAUACGAACCGAUGAAGACAGAGGACCUGCCUAAUAUGGAGAAUUCUAAGUUCUCUCCCAAGGUGAUAAGAAACGUAGCCCAGAACAUUCUCUCGUUCCUCAAAAGUAAUGCCACCAAGGCGGGGCACACUUACUGGCUAUUCAAGGGCCCCCGCGACGACGUGGUGAAGCUGUACGACCUGACGUCGCUGUGCCCCGCGCCAGGGAACCCCUUUACGACGCCCGUAGCUAUGCUCCUGUAUAGGGUUGCCAGGAACAUGCAUCUGAUGAACAAGCGUCGUCGUGUCCGCGAGUUGCUGGAACACGUCAUAUCACUGCUCCAAGCGGAGGCCUAUCCACAGAUAGUAGCGUCUUCCCACUAUAUGUUAGCUGAUAUAUACGUGCCGGCGACUACGGAUCCCGCCUGUCCGGAUUUUAGAGAAGAAAAGUCCGAAGAUGACGAUGACAUUGAUUUUCCUGAAUUCAACGGUGAUAACGAGAGCGAGCAGGACGGAGAUACUGAUGCAAAUAAGAGUGGGAAAGAGCCGGGUAAUAACCAGAAGGAAACGGAUGAUGCGUGCGAGAAAGAGAAGGAGAUAGAGGGACGACAGCUGGCGUUACGGCAUUUGGGCGAUCGACGCCUGCCUUCGGGAACUGAAGAGAAGAACAAGACAGAGUCUACUGGUACCACGGCGAUGAACACCCCGGGCCGCUGCGGCAAGGCGCUGACUCACGCUCUCCGUGGUCUACUAGCGCUGCACCACCUUACUACUGAUAAGACCGAGGAAGAAGAGCGCGAGCGUCUCAAACGUCAGAUAAUCAUAGAGGAACAACAUCCCAAAAUGGCGAACCCGUGCGAACCGAUCAAAAUGGACUACACACCGAUAAAACGCAACAAAGACCCAAAAGAACACGUCUCCAGAAGCAGAAGACGGAAGAGGGAGCGAAAGAAUUCCGAAAAGAACUACCUCAUAGAGAAGACUAAUGUCGACAAAAACGCCAUACUCGUUUGCAAAGAUAUACCAACUUGGCAGGAGCCGAGUCGAGACGACAAUUUCGCUUGGAAACUCCAUCUGAAGACACUUCUCUAUGAGAAGAUAUGCCUGGCAUACGCCACAAUGGCAGAAUAUAGUUACGCUGACGGCCAAUAUGGAUUCUCGCUGAAGUAUAUCGACAUUGCCAGUAAAUGCCAGAAACUUUUAAGCAAGAUGAUCAUUAAGAGCAGAGUGGUUGAUGCCAGUUGUCUUAUUGGGAGGGUUGGAGAUAACUUCUUCCAAAUAAGCAAACAUUGGACAGAAUUGGAACAGUUCAAGACACAGUUCUUCACGGACCACGAUAUAGAUUCGCAGAUUCGAUGUGAGAUUGAGAAGGAUUUAGAGGAAGAAAGCGGUGAAGAAGGGGGAGAUGAAUUUGAUCUGAACAUCAACAAACUACCAACCAGCGAACUGCAAGCGAUGGUGGCGGCGUGCGAGUUCUACUUGCGGGCGGAGUCGGCGGGCGCGGGGGGGCGGGGCCGGCGGGCGGAGCUGCUGCGGCGCCGCGCCUCCGUCCGCAACGAGCUCGCCGUGCGGUACAUGAACGAUGCGCAGCAUCUGUACGCGGAAUACGUCGCAAUGCCCGAAGAGAAGGAGGACGAGGCCCAAUCAUUAUUGCGCCAAUUUGAGAAACUCUCUGUCAACUCGGCCGAGUGUUUGAACGAGGCGGCCGCCAUCUUCGAACAAGUCAACGAUCUGCCCAACUUGGCGCUCCUGUAUUGUAACAAGGCGAGAUAUUUGAGAUUCAAAGCGCACUGCAGUCCGGAUGAUCCAGAUGCCGACCACAAACACCUAUAUACAGAAGCGGAAGACCUGUAUAACUCGGCGCUCAAGCUGCUCGGCCCUCGGGAGACCUGCGGCGCUCAGUCGGUCAGAGAACUGGUGGCCUGGGAACUCUCCUGCCACCUGUAUACUCGUGCUGUGCUGUUGCAGGAGCGUGCGCAGGCGGACGCGAUGGAAGUGGCCGAGGCGUUCAAGCACGCGCUGAGGGCAUGUCAGCUGGGGGCGGGGCCGCGCCAGUACCUGUACCAGUUCCGCGCCGCCAUGAUACACCACCGGCUCGGCAGCCUCCACCACGCGCAGUACAGAUCGUGCUCGGACGCGGCUCGUCGGAAGCGGCUGCUGGCGUCGGCGACGAGCCACUAUUCGGCCGCCGCGCUGCAGUUCUCCGCGCUCGGCGACGCCGCCAUGUUCCUCGCUGUCCGCCUGGAGCACGUCGCCGCGCUAGAGGCGCACGCCGCCGUGACACCGAAUCUCAAGCUGAAAUCUCAGCAAGACGCGAUCGACCUGCUUCGACAGUCGCAGUCCAUCAUGAAGAUGAUGAAAGACCGAGAUCCAGAAGACCAGAAAGACCAGAAUGACCAGAAACCAGAGGAAGCGGAGGAGGUAGGUAUAAGAAAUGAACAUAGUCUACUAAGCCUCUUCGAGAAUAGACUACAUUUUAUCCUCAAAAGUGUCAUCCAAUACUGCAGAUCUAAAGCCAACAAAGAUUAUGACAGAAUGACAGAGAUGUACAAAAAGUUGUAUUCUGCCAGUCUGAAGAUUAAGAAGGAUGAUGAUAUAGGCGUGUAUGCGGGUAGCAUAUAUGACAGUUUGGUAGCUAUGGACGAAAUCAGUAAAGAGUUUGACUAGUCAGUAAUAAUAACAUAGAUUAAUAGUUUUGGGUCGAAUAGCUACACUGGAUUGACAACGUGGCUUUACAAAAUAUUUUGAUAUGAUUGUCCAUUAAUCAAGUGAGUAAAGAGGCUGUAUUUUUUUGUAUAUUUAACGUAUUUAGUAACUUA
Aricia agestis (brown argus) is the source of this 3724-nucleotide messenger RNA. Its product is annotated as erythroid differentiation-related factor 1. The coding region runs from base 60 to 3572 and encodes 1170 amino acids. Gene Ontology annotation, biological process: positive regulation of DNA-templated transcription. NCBI's taxonomy places the organism in Eukaryota, Metazoa, Arthropoda, Insecta, Lepidoptera, Lycaenidae. The transcript is spliced from 19 exons. The record is from RefSeq and is a predicted model, not a curated record.